UUAAACCAACAGGAAACAGAACGUGAAGUGAGCUAGCUUAGCUGCGGGUGCUAACGUUGCUAUGGCGGAGGUAGCGGGGCCGUCCAGUGAGACGAUCACGGAGACGGUGCAGACGGGAACACCGCCACCGCCCCAGCAGGAGGGAAGAAGCUUGACUAUCAAGCUUCGGAAGAGGAAGACCGACAAAAAGGUGGAGUGGUCCAGUGACACGGUGGAUAACGAACACAUGGGGCGCAGAUCCUCAAAGUGUUGCUGCAUUUACGAGAAGCCCCGACAGUUCGGUGAGUCUUCCACAGAGAGUGAAGGGGAGGACGAGGAAGGAUGCGGGAGCGCGCACUGCAUCCUCGGCCACGGGAGAGGACACGGACAGAGAGGAGGAGGAGGAGGAGGUGGCAGCGACUCCACUACGCCCCCGAGCUCCGGCGGAACAAACCCUCACUAAUCAGGAGAGCACUGAGCUGGUGGGGGGAAAAAAAAGAGGGAAAUGCGAAGCGGACACGUUCAUAAUUUUACAUCCGGCUACUCACAUUGAAAUAAAGUCACUGCGUUGCUGUGUUUGACAUUGCCAUUCGGUGCAGAGAGUGGGAGCUUUUAGUUCAUGCACAUUGAUAUAGUUUUGAUUUAUUUUUUUUUUCUGCUGUCAUUGUGAUCAAUGAGAAAUCAUUUAAAUGCUGUGUUUGGUUGUACAUAGGGUUUUAAUUUCUUUUUUGUUGUAAUGUGUUUUUCUAUUUAUUUGUCUGCAACGUUAAGAUCAGUUCUGUCUCAUUCUCAUUUUUAAUGCAAGUGAGAGAUGCCUUGAAUCAGUAAAGCUCAAGCCAGUGAUUAUAGUAAAUCUUAAAAGAUAUUUUAGCUGAUGAUUUAGAAAGCAGGGUCCAUUCCAAAGACUUGAGAUUGAACAAAGGCAGAGGUGCUCAUCGUGUGUUUGAUGAUGAUGAUGGUGGUGGUAAUAGUAUUACAGCUGGAGUAGACGCAGGCAAAAGCGUUAUUUGAGCUUAGAAAGACGUACUGCUUUUCUGGCCAAUGUUUUUUAAUUUCUUCAGUGAGUAAGUGGUGUACUUCACAGGUUUAAUGUUUUCACUCAUUUCCACGAGCACAGUGAAUCUUUUUUUUUCCUUCAUCACCUUUCCUCGUGACACUACUGAUUCUUUUCUGACAAUCAGACGAGUAAAGCUAAUAAAGGCAUUGUGCAUGUACAUACUAACGGCAGGAAGCUUCACGGUGGCAAUGAAAUUACAUUUAGUAUUGCCUCAACUGGCUUAAGUAUCAGCUGCAUCUGUAUUUGAAAGGUUUAAAAGGAGCAAAAUGUUCACAACAGUACCACAUGAGACGUAGUGUAAAAUCCCAGUGAUGUCAGCAUGUUCAGUAAUAAACUGAUGAAAAAGUGUUUGGUACAU
This is a messenger RNA of Hemibagrus wyckioides, 1394 nucleotides long. RefSeq names its product protein phosphatase 1, regulatory (inhibitor) subunit 11 (gene ppp1r11). Lineage: Eukaryota; Metazoa; Chordata; Actinopteri; Siluriformes; Bagridae. The record is from RefSeq and is a predicted model, not a curated record. Gene Ontology annotation, molecular function: protein phosphatase 1 binding; protein serine/threonine phosphatase inhibitor activity. The coding region runs from base 62 to 442 and encodes 126 amino acids. The transcript has 3 exons. Gene Ontology annotation, cellular component: nucleus.